CGAUGAGUGAUUGGUUGUUCACCUUUACAUGUAGCCUACGUGCGUAGGCUACUUUACAAGCCUUCUUGACUUCUGUUUACAUCAUGGCAACCUCAAGCUCCCGUAUUGUCGUGUUUUGCGCUGCAAUUCUUUGUGGAGUGAUCUUACAUUCUCGACCAGCUCAUGGCCUCAAGUGUUACAAACAAGAAUGCACUCAAAUGCCUGGAGCUACAUGUCCACCUGCUAACGUCACUGAGUGCCCUUCCGACACCAUGUGCAGCAGGAUGCUGAUUAAGGGCACAGUCAAAGUCCAGGGAAUGUCAAUGUCAUUUAGUCAAGACGUUAAAGAAAGUUGUCAACCAGCCUUCCAAUGUUCUGAUGCCUUUAACCAAUUAAUGUGUGAUUCGGCUAAAUCUUCAAUGAACGUCAGCUCGGUGGAGUGCUCAAGACAGUGUUGUCAAGAUGAUCUAUGUAACAGUGACAGCUUUAAUCCGACUUUGGCUCCAAGUGCGCAACCAGGCCCUGCAUUAAAAUGCUACGUCUGUUCCAACGUCCCAUCGCUAGGUGGCCACUCAUGUGACAACCCUGUGCUCAUGGAAUGUCCAUCCCACGGUCCUUUCAUCCCUGAUAGCUGUGUGACCUUCAAAGCUUUUGGCCGUAACGACACAGGUAGCCCUGCCAGCAUAGAGUUUCGUAACUGCACUGUGUCCCUGGCGUGUGGCGAGUUUUGCAAAGAGUUUAACAGCACUGGUCAGAUAGAUGAAUGUUCUGCCAAGUGUUGUCAAGGAGACGGAUGCAAUAACGAGGGAUUGCCAACUCAGCCGACGACUAUGACAACUUUGCCAUCUGACGCUUUCAGACCGGCCAUGCAGGGUUUGGCCCUUCUGACUGGGCUAGUGUGGGCUAUACUGGUGUUGCGGUAGUCACGUAAACUAGCCGUUUUCCAACGAGUUGUUUUCAUAUCCAGCUGAUUAUCUGUCAUUGUUCACAUUUUUGCUUUGAAAUAAAGAUCUCUGAAUGGUA
Molecule: messenger RNA, 1002 nt
Organism: Nematostella vectensis (starlet sea anemone)
Lineage: Eukaryota; Metazoa; Cnidaria; Anthozoa; Actiniaria; Edwardsiidae
Exons: 4
Coding region: 84-902 (272 amino acids)
Source: RefSeq, a predicted model, not a curated record